AUGGACACGCAACGGAUAAAACGGGUGCAGGUUGAUGGCCUGGUGUUGACUAAGAUUAUUACACAUAGUCAGGAGGAAACCCUACUUUCCUCUGAUUCGGUUUCUGGAGUAUUGCUAGGUCUUACUGUUGGCGAUACGCUUGAAAUUACGAAUUGUUUUCCUCUUCCAAAACUCACUGAUGAUGAUCAGAGCAGUGGGGAGGCGGUUAGCGCUUAUGAAUUCGAUAUGAUUAGAAACAUGCGACAGCUCAACUCUGACUACUUGUCUGUCGGUUUCUAUCAAAGUGGUUAUGGGAGCUCCUUCCUGAGUCGGUCAACGUUGGAAUCCCUCUUUCAGUAUCAGAUGCAGAUAUCUGAGGCGGUUCUCCUCACAUAUGAUCCAUCAUGUGCCACCCGUGGUCAGCUUGGAAUGAAGGCGUUCCAUCUUUCAGAACAAAUUCUGAACGCCAUGUUAGAUACAGAGAUGCGCCUUCGUCUCAAUCCUAACUUAAAGGUUCGUCACAACUUUGAAUUUAUCAUUUUUGUGUUUGGACGUGAAUCUAGUUUGCUUAUACCUUCCUAUGGCUUGGCUGUAACCUAA
Molecule: messenger RNA, 579 nt
Organism: Dibothriocephalus latus
Lineage: Eukaryota; Metazoa; Platyhelminthes; Cestoda; Diphyllobothriidea; Diphyllobothriidae
Source: the annotation of a GenBank genome assembly